Molecule: messenger RNA, 3980 nt
Organism: Drosophila ananassae
Lineage: Eukaryota; Metazoa; Arthropoda; Insecta; Diptera; Drosophilidae
Gene: Btk29A
Product: tyrosine-protein kinase Btk29A
Exons: 9
Coding region: 1217-2917 (566 amino acids)
Biological process (GO): intracellular signal transduction; peptidyl-tyrosine autophosphorylation
Molecular function (GO): protein binding; non-membrane spanning protein tyrosine kinase activity; ATP binding
Source: RefSeq, a predicted model, not a curated record
AUGGCUUGGUAAAUAAAAAAUAAAAAAAAUAUAACAAGAAAAAGUUGCAGCUUCUCAAUUUUUAAAGUUAAAGACUAAGAAGAGGCUGUUUUUAAGGGGGUUUCUAUGAGUUUUUCUUAUAGAUAUGCACUGAGAGAAAUUGUAGAGAGGUUAUAAAUUGUAUCUCUUAAUUUUAAACAUUUUAUUUUAAAUUAUUUCCCUCUUUUUUCUUUAUUUUUUUUUCCAAUGUAUGCUUCAUGUUGCUCAAGUUGAAGUCGUUUCGCUUGGCGGCUUCUGCUUUGUUGAGCCUGCUACUUGCUGCUCUCCAUUCUCUCCGCUGCUCUCCACUCUCCACUCUCUACAGUGUGCUACAAUUAAGUUUUACUUUAUGUUUAUGGCCUCCGUUGUUCGCUGGCUUUUUCUCAGCCAGUUGCCAGUUGCUGGUUGGAAAAAAAUCAGUUGGCUUUUAAACAUUUGCUGAAACAGUUCGCGUCGCGCUCAAAAUUUCAUCUUUAAAUAAAAAUAUAAAGAAAUAAUAUCAGAAAAAAUAUGAUUAAUAUUUCAUUAUAGUUUUUGUGGUUUUUGAAUAAAAAAUUAAAACCAAAACAUUUUAAUGUUUAAAACAGAAAAGAAAAUCAAUUAUAGUUUGUGGCUUGUCUCUUGGAAAAUGUUUUCAAAAUGGCGUCUUCUGCCAUUGCGUGAAAGCCAAGAAGAAGAUAGAGCAUAAACAUUAAAAAAAAAAACAUAAUAAUUAAAAAAUAUUAAAGUAAAAAAAUAAAUGAAAUAAAAAUAAAAUCACAGGAAGCUCAUUUGUUGUAUUAUUUUGUUGAGGGCCGCUUUAACGGUAAAAGCCGCUCAGCAUCUCUGAAUGGGGAACGGCUUAAAGGUCAACAGUAAGCAGCAACAACAACAAUAAUAUACAACAACAAUAUCUACAACAAUAGCUACAACAACAGCUAAACAACAAACUGCAAAUUGCAAAAAGGAAGCAACCGCGAAACCAGUUUUCCAACAACCUGAAACUGUAGUUCAAAGAAUUGCAAAUCAAAAAAAACAUAAAAAAAUUGCAAAAAAAAUAAAGCAAAAAAAAUUAAGAGAAAAAAAAACUAAACAAGCGAUUUAUGUGAAAGUGAAUUGACACAAUUACUGCAAGAUAUAUCGAAGCUGAAGAGUGGCCUUAUUUUGUUGAGUGGAAUCGGCAGAGUCUUCACAAAACUGAAGACUCGCUGAAGCAACUAUGAUGCUUCUAUCGGCACUGAAGCUGGGCAACGGCAGUUCUCCAGCCCAGAAUUCAACGCGCAGCAUCAGCCCCAACAGCUCCACCACCAACAGCCAGUUCAGCCUGCAGCACAACAGCUCGGGGAGUCUCGGCGGCGGAGUGGGCGGUGGAGUGGGUGGCGGCGGCGGCAGCCUUGGCCUAGGCGGCGGAGGAGGUGGUGGCGGCAAUUGCACGCCCACAUCGCUACAGCCUCAGUCUUCGCUGACAACUUUCAAGCAAUCCCCGACUUUAUUGAACGGCAACGGAAAUCUAUUGGAUGCCAAUAUGCCUGGCGGUAUACCCACCCCUGGAACUCCAAAUUCCAAAUCAAAGGACAAUUCACAUUUUGUGAAAUUGGUAGUGGCGCUCUAUCCAUUCAAGGCCAUUGAAGGCGGCGAUUUAUCUUUGGAAAAGAACGCCGAGUAUGAGGUAAUUGAUGAUUCUCAAGAGCAUUGGUGGAAAGUCAAAGAUGCCUUGGGCAAUGUGGGCUAUAUUCCCAGCAACUAUGUCAAGCCAAAAGCACUGCUGGGUCUUGAGCGCUACGAAUGGUAUGUGGGUGAUAUGUCGCGACAAAGAGCCGAGUCCCUGCUGAAGCAGGGCGACAAAGAGGGCUGCUUUGUGGUGCGCAAGUCAUCGACCAAGGGUCUCUACACACUCUCACUGCAUACCAAAGUUCCACAAUCGCAUGUUAAACACUAUCACAUUAAGCAGAAUGCCCGCUGCGAGUAUUAUUUGAGCGAGAAGCACUGCUGCGAAACUAUCCCGGAUCUGAUCAACUACCAUCGCCACAAUUCCGGAGGACUGGCCUGCCGAUUGAAGUCCUCGCCCUGCGACCGUCCAGUGCCACCAACAGCUGGACUAUCGCACGACAAAUGGGAGAUCCAUCCCAUGGAGCUGAUGCUGAUGGAGGAACUGGGAUCUGGGCAGUUCGGUGUGGUGCGCCGCGGCAAGUGGCGUGGAUCGAUAGACACCGCCGUCAAAAUGAUGAAGGAGGGCACCAUGUCCGAGGACGACUUCAUCGAGGAGGCCAAGGUGAUGACCAAGCUGCAGCAUCCCAAUCUUGUGCAGCUGUAUGGUGUGUGCUCCAAGCACCGACCCAUUUACAUUGUCACCGAAUACAUGAAGCAUGGCUCCUUGUUGAACUACUUGCGCCGGCACGAGAAGACCCUAAUUGGCAACAUGGGUCUGCUGCUGGACAUGUGCAUACAGGUGAGCAAGGGCAUGACCUACCUGGAGCGCCACAACUACAUCCAUCGGGAUCUGGCUGCCCGCAACUGUCUCGUUGGCUCCGAGAAUGUGGUCAAGGUGGCUGACUUUGGCUUGGCCCGCUACGUCCUCGAUGAUCAGUACACCAGCUCCGGCGGCACCAAGUUCCCCAUCAAGUGGGCACCGCCCGAGGUCCUCAACUAUACGCGCUUCUCCUCCAAGAGCGAUGUCUGGGCUUACGGAGUCCUUAUGUGGGAGAUCUUCACCUGUGGCAAGAUGCCAUACGGUCGCCUAAAGAACACCGAGGUUGUGGAGCGUGUUCAGCGCGGAAUAAUUCUAGAGAAACCAAAGUCGUGUGCCAAGGAGAUUUAUGAUGUCAUGAAGUUGUGCUGGUCACAUGGACCCGAGGAGCGUCCUGCUUUCCGCGUUCUCAUGGACCAACUGGCUCUUGUGGCCCAGACGCUAACAGACUAAGAAGCAGCUCCCAACACGCACUGAAGCAUCAUAAAAAAUAUUGAAGAAAUUUAUUCGUAUUUAAAAAAAAAAACAAAAAAGAAUGAAAACAUAACAAGGCAUUAAAAUUAGAGUUAAAGUCGGCGGAGAGAAGAAAUAUAAUAUAUAUAUAUAUAAAUAUAUAUAGAUUUAUGCAUACAUGUAUAUGGAAGAUUAAGAAUUAAUUAAGCAAAAGCCAGAUUCAUACUUGGAUUAUUUGAUAGAGCCAGAGCUGACGAAUGAUAUCAUUAUGUUUAUAAAAGCGUUAACUGUUAGUCGGUAGUCGGAAGACCCAGAGCGCAACUACUGACAGUCACUUAUAGCAACUACAAUUAAAAUACAUAAAUAUAUAUAGAUAUAUAUAUGAGAAGAGAAAAAAAAAGGAUUAAAGUAUAGUAAACUGUAGUUAAUAGUCCAAUUUUUGAUACAUUUCACAUACCGAAAGCGAACGGAAAAAUUAUGAUUGUGCUUUUAUAAAAUAGCGAUGGCCAAUGUGCUAAGUAAAGUAUAUGAUUAUCUCUAAAGAACGAUGAGAAGAUGGAAACAAAAACUGAGAAAACUGAUUAAGCAUUAAAAAUUAUAAUGUAAGCCUCAAGUCGAAAGCGAAAUGUUUGCACAACUGAUAUAUAAUCGAUGAUUUAAAUGGAACCGAAGUUGAUGAUGUUUUGAAUGAGAGAACACCAACAAUUUUUUAGAAUAGAUUUUUACGUGCUUAGCCUAAGUUUUGUGAUUUAUUGUUUAAUUCUUGCAGACGAUUCUUAUUAUUUGUAUUUAAUUUUGAUCUUGCGAUGACUUCUCCCACGCUCAAACGUAUGAAACGAGUACGAUUUAAAAAAAAAAUAUAUAUAUAUGAGACAUUUAUACCAUAUGCUUUAUAUUUUAAUUGAAUUUUUUCGUUUUUUUAUCGACAUCGAUAUGCAUAUAUUUUACCGUAUUUUUAUGAAGAGUUUUACUUAAUUAAUUUUACCAUUUUGCAUGUAAGACUAUAAAAGAAGAAAACAAAAAACAUACAAAAAAUCAAAUAAAAUGUACGAUAAACAUUUAA